Fusarium oxysporum Fo47 is the source of this 1793-nucleotide messenger RNA. Its product is annotated as aminotransferase class-III. Gene Ontology annotation, molecular function: pyridoxal phosphate binding. The record is from RefSeq and is a predicted model, not a curated record. Lineage: Eukaryota; Fungi; Ascomycota; Sordariomycetes; Hypocreales; Nectriaceae. Gene Ontology annotation, cellular component: mitochondrion. The coding region runs from base 167 to 1546 and encodes 459 amino acids. Gene Ontology annotation, biological process: GABA catabolic process. The transcript is spliced from 2 exons.
UAGUGCCACCUCCGAUACCGUUGCCAAAUGCUAUAAUAGCUCCUCCCCCAGCUUCCAACUUCACCUCCAAUCUCUCCAGGACAUCUUAACUCACUUUCCUCUCUCGCAAGCACAGAAUACCCAGAGGAAAUUCCCGCUUCGUCCAGAGAUCUUUGCAAGCUUCACAAUGCCUUCCUUCGUUGAGUCCCCCGUUCGCACGGAGAUUCCUGGCCCUGUCUCCAAGGCCAGCUCCAAGCGUCUGGAUGCCAUUUUCGAUGCCCGUGCCGUUCACUUCGUUGUCGACUACGACAAGUCUCACGAUAACUACAUCGUCGAUGUUGAUGGCAACAAGUACCUCGAUGUCUACGCCCAGAUUGCUUCCAUCCCUGUCGGAUACAACAACGACACUCUGAUCGAGGCUGCCAAGUCCCCCGAAAUGAUCUCCGCUCUCGUCAACCGUCCUGCGAUUGGCAACUUUCCUUCCGACCAAUGGGUCGAUAUCCUCCGUAACGGCCUCAUGAAGGUCGCCCCCAAGGGCCUAAGCUACAUCUUCACUGCUCAGUCCGGAUCUGAGGCCAACGAGCUUGCCUACAAGGCUGCUUUCAUGCUCUACAGUCGCCGCAAGCGUGGCGACGCUGACUGGAAUGAGGAGGAGAUCAACUCUUGCCUUGAGAACUCCAAGCCUGGCUCUCCUGAGCUCGCCAUCAUGAGUUUCAAGAACUCUUUCCACGGCCGUGGUUUCGGCUCCCUCUCCACCACCCGCUCCAAGGCUGUCCACAAGCUUGAUAUCCCUAGCUUCAACUGGCCCCAGGCCCCCUUCCCUGCUCUCAAGUACCCUCUUGAGGAGCACGUCGAGGAGAACGCUGCCGAGGAGAAGCGAUGCCUUGAAGAAGUUGAGCGCAUCAUGACCACGUGGCAUUGCCCCGUUGCCGGUCUCAUUGUUGAGCCCAUUCAGUCCGAGGGUGGUGACAACCACGCCUCCCCGGCUUUCUUCCAGGGUCUCCGUGAUAUUACCAAGAAGCACGGAUCCGUUCUCAUUGCCGACGAGGUCCAGACCGGUUUCGGUGCCACCGGUUCCUUCUGGGGACAUGAUCACUGGAACCUGACCUCUCCUCCAGACAUGGUUACCUUCUCCAAGAAGGCCCAGACUGCUGGUUACUUCUUUGGUAACGAGAUGCUCAUUCCCGAUAAGGCUUACCGUCAGUUCAACACCUGGAUCGGCGACCCUGCCCGUGUCAUCAUGUGCAAGGCUGUCAUCCAGGAGAUUCUUGACAAGAAGCUUGUUGAGCAGACGGCCCGCGUGGGCACUCACCUUUAUGCUGAGCUUGCGCGCCUUGCUGCCAAAUACCCUGAACAUAUCCAGAACCUCCGUGGAAAAGACCAGGGCACUUUCAUUGCUUUCGAUACCAAGGACCCUGCUGGUCUCGUUCGCUCCAUGCGCCAUAUUGGUGUGAACAUUGGUACUUGCGGCAAGAACACUGUCCGCCUCCGACCUAUGCUCAUCUUCCAAGAGGAGCACAUUCCUAUUCUCAUCAACGCCUUUGACAAGGUUAUUGGUGCUCUGUAAGCUGGAUUUAGCAGGAACAUCGAAAUGGGAUUGGGUUUCUACGCAUCAUGCCUUCUACUAGCGUUGCAUUGAUUUUAGUUUACAUUUUUCAAAGGGUUAUUCUGAGGAUCAAGGGGAAAAGAAAAGAGUUAUCAUACUGGUAAUACACUAGGUGUGGAAACAGAUAGGUGUCUAUCCAAACGGAACCGGAUCACAGAAGGCGUUUACCAAGGUUACUGGAACUUAAAAAGAAUUACGAUUACUUAAA